This is a messenger RNA of Drosophila subpulchrella, 2491 nucleotides long. RefSeq lists its product as uncharacterized. Bases 230 to 1933 code for a protein of 567 amino acids. Gene Ontology annotation, cellular component: extracellular region. The transcript is spliced from 8 exons. Gene Ontology annotation, molecular function: chitin binding. NCBI's taxonomy places the organism in Eukaryota, Metazoa, Arthropoda, Insecta, Diptera, Drosophilidae. The record is from RefSeq and is a predicted model, not a curated record.
CGCGCGCCUGAGCAACAAGUUUAGUUUCGCACCUGGUCAGGUGAUCGCGAUAUCCGCUGGUUUUUUCCUAUCCAUAGCCCCCCAAGCCCCCCGAAAAAGUGAGUGAAUGCGAGUGUGCAAGGAAAAUCGUAAAGAAAAAUUACACGCAUCCGUCGAAAAUAACUAAUCAUCGUAAUUUCCGAGGAAAGAAAUUUUGCAGCAAAAUUCGACUGAGACAAAAGUGGCAAAAAUGAACUUUUUUGUGAUUGGCUUUCUGAUCAUGCAGGCGGCAAGAUUGGCUUGCGGGACGUGUGUUUUAUCGUCCGAUUUCGGUUUCAUUCUCGAUUGUAACUUCAAAAAGUCUGGACUGUUUCGUGUACGAAAUUUGGGUGGCCUCAAGGCCCAUUUCGGUUUAGGUUUCAGUCUGGGCGACGAGCUGGGCUUUCCGGAAUCUCUGGGCAACACGGAGAGCGACCGCCGGCGGGCCAUUAGCUACAAGAAUGGAGCACCUCCUGACCUAGUGGGCGUACUCCCAUCCACCCAGCAACAGGUCAAUCCACCUGCGCAACAUCCGUUGCCCGAGAAGCGAAUAAGUUCACGAUCUACGGGAGCAGCGCCCUUCAAUCUGCAACAGGUGCAACAGCAGCAGCAAAUGCAACUCCAGCAGCAAAAGCUGCAACAACAGCAGUUGCAACAGCAACUGAAACUGAAGCAACAAUUGCUGCUACUGCAGCAGCAACAGCAACAGCAGCAGCAGCAACCGCUAAUGACCGAGGCUCGUCCACUGCCCCUCGGAGUUCCUGCCUUCCGACCCAUUCCCCAGAAGCAACUGGCCGCCACCCAGGCCUCCGCUCCGGUUCCCACUACGGCAGAGAGACGGGUGGCCGUCGACACCCCGGAGCCCCGGGUCAGUGUCAACAACAAGCUGAUAAGUACCAUCGAUAAACCGCACUCAAACCGCACUUUCCAUGUGGCCAAUCCGGUGGUGGCCCAACCAGUGGUGACCCAGCCAGUGGUGUCCCAGCCAGUGGCCGUGCCCGUCUUCCAGGCGAUGCCCCAGUCCAUCGCCAGGAUCGCCAACGUGGGCAAGGAGCACCGGACGGUGGCCAGCCACCCGAAUUACCUGCAGUUCGAGGAGCCCAAGUUCGAUCUGAAGGAUGUGACUGUUGAGGAACUGGCCGCCGCUGCCAAUGUGACAGUGGACACCAUCAAGCACGCUAUUUACGUGCGGGAGCAGCAGUUGAAGGCCGAGCACAGGGCCCAGCUGGCGGCCAAGUUAAGGGAGGAGUUUAUGCGCACCUCUACAGUGAGGACAACGACGACCACAACGACAACCAGUACGCCACGGCCUCAAAAGUCACUGGCCGAGCACAAGGUGUCCAAGGUCAUGAACGCCCCCAAGGAGUACUAUCCGGUGGGCUACGACAAGAACUUCGAUGACAAUUUCAAAUCCAAGGUGGACCUGCCGCCCACGAGCUUCUCCUGUGCCAAGCAAAAGCACUUUCCGGGUCUUUACGCGGACACCGAUCUUGGUUGCAUGGUCUUCCACGUUUGCGCCCUCACCGACGACGGCUUGGUGCGGAAAUCGUUCCUCUGCCCGGAGAACACACUCUUCGACCAGACGAUCCUCAAGUGCAACUGGUGGUUCUACGUGGACUGCAGCUCCAGCACCAGCGUUUACGACUCGAACAUUCCCAUUUCGAAGAGCUACCAGCUGAUGAAGUCGCUUACCUACUUCUCCAAGUUUGCCGGCGGCCAGCGGCAUGAGCAGGAUGGCCAGAAGGACGAGAACGCCCUGGACAUCGACUCGUUGCGGGAGUCGAUGGAGGGCGUGGUCCGGCGCCAGGAGCAGGCCAAGAAGGCGGAGCUGCGGGAGGAGGAGCAGCGCAGCCUGGCCAAGGAGGACCAUGAGCAUGUGGUGCCCGCGGAGGCGGAGCAGGAGCUGUCCAACUAGGCUUCUCUGGGCCCAACCCAACGCUAUCUGAGAUCUAGGUUAAGUGUUCACGAUCGAGCGUCUCUGGUCGGUUAGCCGUAUGUAGUCAAAUCCUUGCUAAAGUCAACGGUUUUCUAUAGUCUCAUCAUGUAUUCCACAGAAAAACAAUUUAUCCCUUAAUUGGUCACCGAUUCGGAUUUCAUUCAGAUAAAAACAAAGCCUCUUUGUGGCGACUUAAAUUUAUGUUUCAAAAUCUCAAAAUAAUUUUCUUCAUAUCCGUAAGCUAUAAUCAAUACUGGAUGAGAUAUGACUAAGAUUAUUUUGACCAGAAAACAGUGGACACUAGGGAACUGAUAUUGUUAUGAUUUUAAUCUGUUUAGUCUCAUCACUUCCUGAGGCAGCUCCCGUUCUACCGAGCGCCCCUUAGAUGUAGUCUUUUCCUAGACCCUUAGGUGGAUAAUAUCUAGUUAAGCCCAUCACCAAGUGAUUUUUGGUUUGGGUGGUUAAUUUUAUUACGUUUUACUAUUUAUUUAUUCUACAAGUAUUUCACGACAAUUAAACAUCGUUUAUUUCAACAAA